This is a messenger RNA of Cricetulus griseus (Chinese hamster), 1340 nucleotides long. NCBI's taxonomy places the organism in Eukaryota, Metazoa, Chordata, Mammalia, Rodentia, Cricetidae. The record is from RefSeq and is a predicted model, not a curated record.
AGCGAGGGAAACCUUAGCCGUCCGCCCCGCCCACGGAGCCCGCUCUCCAAAGCCUGGGAUUAGGGCCCUGGAGGCUGGCACCACUCCCCGGCCAGGUGUUCCUACCAGGGCCAGGUGCGCCGCUGCCCCGCCCCGGCCCCGGGAGCCCUGAAUAAUGGCCGAGAGCGCGAGGAGCCGGCCGCAGCUGUGCCUAAACAAUACCGGGAGGGCACCCGAGCUGGCAGGUGUCUCCCCACCCUCCCCCAGGGACAGUCACUGCAGGCCUGGGGCGGGGUGGGCAACAGGUGCUGACACAGGAGCCGCACCGGGGGACAAAGUCUACCCGGACAGAUGUCAGCGCCCUCUGUGCGGGCCGAGCUGCGCGGCGUCCUCCGGGCCGCCAGGGGCGCUGCGGCUGCGCUGACACGGACGACGCUGCGAUCCCAUCACGCCUGCGACCCGGUUACUACGCGCGGGGCAGCCAUGGCCACCGCUCUUGCGUUUCGCCACCUGUGCCGAGCGCUACCUUCCCGUCUCUGUCGGCGCGUGGAUCUGCUGUGGAGGACACCUCGACGGGGCCACCGGCUCUCUCCCGCGGAUGACGAGCUGUACCAGCGGACGCGCAUCUCUCUGCUCCAAAACGAGUUCCCUCAGGCUGUGUACAUCGACAGCUACAACAGCAGAGGCUUCACGAUCAACGGAAACCGCGUGCUUGGCCCGUGCGCGCUGCUCCCGCAGACGGUGGUCCAGUGGAAUGUGGGAUCCCAUCGGGAUAUCACCGAAGAGAGCUUCUCCCUUUUCUGGAUGCUGGAGCCUAGAAUAGAGAUUGUUGUGGUGGGCACUGGAAACAAGACUGAGCGGCUUCACCCCCAAGUGCUACAGGCCAUGAGGCAGCGAGGCAUCGCUGUGGAGGUGCAGGAUACGCCCAAUGCCUGUGCCACUUUCAACUUCCUGUGCCACGAAGGUCGAGUGACAGGAGCCGCCCUUAUUCCCCCUCCUGGAGAGACCAUGCCCACUCUGAGUGAGACUGCAGAAUGAAACAGCAGGAACACUUUGCAGAGUGCAGGGGCUCCAGUGCUUUCCCAGCCCCCUGCCUGUUGGCACUUUCAACACCUGUCAUGUUUACCAGGAUAAUAGCUUACAAGUAUCAAUAGCUGAUGUGGCUGUGGACUGGGAGUUUGGAAAUGCAAGGGUUAAUUGUCUUCCACACAGUGUAGGGUUUCUUGCCCUCUGACAGGGUGGGAAGCAGGGUUCUUACUUGCUCAUAUGCAGAUUCAAGGAGACCCCAAUAGCUGUCCUGACCUAACAAGGACUAUACUUUUUAUGGUGUGAUUGGUGUAAAAUUACGUGUAUCUAUUGAA